Nelumbo nucifera (sacred lotus) is the source of this 1778-nucleotide messenger RNA. Its product is annotated as ARM repeat superfamily protein. The record is from RefSeq and is a predicted model, not a curated record. Lineage: Eukaryota; Viridiplantae; Streptophyta; Magnoliopsida; Proteales; Nelumbonaceae.
ACCGCCUAAGAUAUCGUGUCCUUUCGCCCGAAACACCCCCCGGAAUCGAUAUUGUUGUCUUUGAGCGGUUUAUUUCAAACAGAGCCCGAGCUCAUGGCGCUUCCAGAAUCAGCGCAAGAAGAAAAUGAAAAGGAAGAAGUAGAAGAAGAGAGAUGCCAGUCUCCAGCUUGUCACCCUUGUGCCCCCUCUUCUGAGUUGUUUGAUAUCUCAACCACAGUAGACCCCAGCUAUAUCAUCUCACUGAUACGAAAACUUAUACCACACGAUGUGAGUAACAGAAACAUUCCACAUGGAAUAAAUGAGAGAAAAUCCUUUGUGCAAGAAUCAGGCACUGGUAGCAUAGAAGAAAGUAGUAUGCCUCGUUCUGGAUUUUUGAAUUCCCCAAAAAAUGGAACUGAUGUGAUGGAUAUUGGGAUUGAUUUUGAUGGAAUUGAUAAUCGAAAUGAAGGAGAUGAGACAUCCUCCCAUAAUUCUGAACAACCUGGGGAAUCAGCAGGUGAGGAGGCCUGGGAAGAGUAUGGCUGCAUUUUGUGGGACCUUGCUGCACAUAGAACUCAUGCAGAAUUUAUGGUAGAAAAUCUUUUACUUGAAGUGCUUUUAGCAACUCUUACUGUUUCCAAAUCUGCAAGGGUUACGGAGAUUAGCUUGGGAAUCAUUGGAAACCUGGCCUGUCAUGAAGUUCCAAGAAAACAUAUAAUCUCUAUGAAAGGAUUGGUUGAAACUAUCGUUGAUCAAUUGUUUUUAGAUGACUCUCAGUGCCUUUGUGAAACUUGCAGGUUAUUAACUUUGGGUCUUCGAGGUAGUGGAGCUGUUACUUGGGCUGGAGCAUUGCACCCUGAACAUAUCCUCUGCCGUAUUUUAUGGAUUGCAGAAAAUACAUUAAAUCCUCAACUACUAGAAAAGACCCUAGAGCUAUUGUCAGCCAUCUUAAAUGAUCAACAAGAAGUCACACAAAUUCUUCUUCAACCUUUGAUGGAAUUGAAUUUGCCAGCUCUUCUGAUUAAUCUGUUGGCAUUUGAGGUGAAUAGGUUAACUGGGGAGCGAACACCUGACAGGUAUUCUGUUAUUGAAACCAUUCUUCGCACAAUUGAAGCUCUUUCUGCUGCUGACAAUUAUUCACAAGUGGUCUCUUCAAAUAAGGAGCUUUUCAGACUAGUUUAUGGUUUAGUCACACUUCCUGAUAAAGCUGAGAUAGCCAGCUCUUGUGUUACUGCUGUAGUCUUGGUUGCAAAUAUUUUGACUGAUGCCCCUAGUCUGACUUCAGAGAUUUCACAAGAUAUUUCCUUUUUACAGGGCCUUCUAGAGAUUCUUCCUUUUGUUUCUGAUGAUCCAGAGGCACGGAGUGCACUCUGGAGUGUCUUGGCAAGGAUAUUAAGUGAAGUUCAAGAAGAUGAGAUGAGUCCCACAACUCUACAUAGCUACGUAUUGAAUCUAGUAGACCAUUUGGAUUUUAUCGAAGAAGAUCUCAUUGAUCACCAGUCGGAGGAUUUAGCUGGAGAUGAUAAGAGGCUAACUACUGUUCUGAAAACAAACAUGACCAAAUCUCUUAGCAGGGUGCAGAGUAUUUUGAAUCGGUGGACUACCACAAAGGGUGAUGUUUCAAGAGAGAAUUCGAUAAGAGAUGACCAUGUGGAUGAAAGAAAAAUUAAUAAACUGCUACACUUCUGUCAUAAAUACAUUACACGAGUAUAGUGCUCAAUGUUUUCAUCUUCCCAUGUAAUCUGUUUUUGCUACACACAAACCACUAUAAAAUAGAAAUCUCUCUCUCUCUCUCUCUC